Molecule: messenger RNA, 1245 nt
Organism: Caenorhabditis remanei
Lineage: Eukaryota; Metazoa; Nematoda; Chromadorea; Rhabditida; Rhabditidae
Exons: 6
Coding region: 1-1245 (414 amino acids)
Biological process (GO): cell differentiation; anatomical structure morphogenesis; regulation of transcription by RNA polymerase II
Molecular function (GO): DNA-binding transcription factor activity, RNA polymerase II-specific; RNA polymerase II cis-regulatory region sequence-specific DNA binding
Source: RefSeq, a predicted model, not a curated record
AUGGAGCCAGAACCAAUAAACACACACGGAGAGGAGAACAUAAAUCCAUCGAAACAAACUCUUAGCGAUGGAUACACAAAUCUGGACGGAAUGACACAUACUCCCGCAUCUCAUCCGAUCAAUACCAGCGGGUACCCAUCGAACACAAACAGUAUGCUUCAUUACAACUACAAUAUCUAUGAGACAGCAAAUCAAACGGGAUCCAACUACAGCAAACCGACUACACCUUUGAUUGAACAAAGCGGAAAUGCAUCUCACGGCUUCACAACUUACCCAUCCACUGGUUCAACAUCUGUCACCACCUCACCUCCUUCCAGCGACAGUUGUUCAUCCGGCAGGAAUUCCAGCUCACCGGAUUCCUUUGUGAGCUCGGCGUCUUCCGGAUUGUCAGUUGACCAAACGGAUUUAACCUUACAAGAAUUUGAAAUAGUGCAAAAAAAGAUCGAGCAGGAUGGAACAUACGGAAUUACAAAACCGCCAUACUCAUACAUUUCAUUGAUAUCUAUGGCUAUGAAAAUGUCGCCCAGGGGCCAAUUGUCACUCUCAGGAAUUUAUAACUGGAUAAUGGACGUUUUUCCGUUCUACCGGGACAAUCAACAAAGAUGGCAAAAUUCGAUUCGCCAUUCCUUAUCAUUCAAUGACUGCUUUGUGAAAGUUGCAAGGCCCCUCAAUGAACCAGGCAAGGGAUGCCAUUGGACACUCCACGAAAAGUGCGGAGAGAUGUUUGAAAACAGAGGCCACCUCCGGCGUCAAACACGAUUCAAGGUGAAGGAGCGUGCGCAACCAAAAAAGAAGAAGAGCGCUCACUCAAAACAGACAGUAAUGGAGGUCAAGCAAAAGGAAAUGAAUGAGUUCUUCAAUUCGUCUGUUGUUGCGAGCCCUGUGACAACGGUGGAGCAAGAAGAAGAUAUGAAAACAAUUCAAGAUGUAACAUCUGCGGCUGCUGGAGCUGUUUCGGUGUCACAUGACCAUGCGUACUGGGGUGAAACCAGCAAUGUUUACCAAUCGGCUUCAGUGAUUUCUAGUCCUCAAACUUAUGAAGCAGCAGAGCCACAGAUGAACUUCAACGAUCACUAUCCAUUGUCGUACGAAUACAACGAUUUCUCGACAAGUCUUCAUCAUCCACAAAACGAUUCGAGCGAGUCCAUUGUUUACAAUUCGUCGGGUACUAGCGUCAAUAACUACGAUGGAUAUCCGAAUACAAUCUACAGCUCGAGCGACCCAGAUUCUGCAAGAUAUCUCUGA